This is a messenger RNA of Brassica rapa (field mustard), 4369 nucleotides long. RefSeq lists its product as uncharacterized. The record is from RefSeq and is a predicted model, not a curated record. Gene Ontology annotation, cellular component: plasma membrane. Lineage: Eukaryota; Viridiplantae; Streptophyta; Magnoliopsida; Brassicales; Brassicaceae.
ACUUUUAAAACUCUAAAUCCUCAUUAGAUACGAGAACAAAAUUCAUUUUACUUUUUGUUGAAAACGUGAUUUAAGACCGAUUUGUGUCAAAUAGUAUUAUAUCUUGUUCCUAUAAUAUUUCCGAGCCGUAAAGACCGGUAAAGGCAAAGAACACAUUAACAGGUACAAAGUAUGAUUAAUAAUAUAUGGCCACUAUCUAUUCAAACGAAAUUAAUCGAUUAAAGAUAAAAUUUGAUUUCUCAUUACAUAAUAAUCCAUUAAUUUUCACGCACGUGGAACCCAUUUGGUGUACUUCCACGUCCUCUAAGAGAGCACUGACCCACUCAUCAAAUUGAUACAUCUUUAUAAGCCCCUUCAUCGUCACACAGGCAUACACUUCCCUCUCAAUUAUUCCAUAUUCUCCUAAUUUCUAAUUGUUACACCUCAACACAUUAGAUUCUUACCAAACAAAAACGAUUAGCUCCCAAGCCUAAGCUUUUAUUUCCUUAUAAUUUUUCUCGGGUUUCUCUCUAUAAAGAAUGCAAAUGACUGAGAGAGGCCGAGCCAUGUGGCGCACGUGCCUAGCCUCGGCAUUCCGCACAGCUCUAGCUUGCACAAUCGUUGGUGCGGCUACACUCUACGGACCCGAGUGGAUCCUCCGUUUUGUGGCAUUCCCAGCGUUUUCUUACGUCACGGUCAUUCUCAUCAUUACGGACGCCACGCUCGGCGACACACUACGUGGCUGCUGGCUAGCCCUUUACGCCACAUGUCAGAGCGUUGCACCGGCUAUCAUUACACUAAGGCUUAUAGGACCAGCUCGGCUCACGGCCGGAACUACUGCUUUAGCCGCGGCUUUAGCAGCGUUCGUGGUGGUGCUACCAAAUAAUUUGACACAUUUGGUGGCUAAGCGGAUCGCUCUUGGCCAGAUUGUUCUUAUUUAUGUUAUUGGUUAUAUAAAUGGAGCUGAGACUGAGCCAGUCAUGCACCCACUUAGAGUCGCAGCUAGCACCGCGCUUGGUGUUAUAGCAUGCGUUCUUGCACUUCUUGUUCCAUUUCCUCGCUUGGCUACUUGCGAGGUGAAACAAAGCUUCAAAGAGAUUGGUCAAAAUGUAACGACGCGAGUGAAGUUGUACAUGAAAGCUUUUUGCGCCGAGGAUGCAACCUCCGCAAUGGCUUCUGUCUCACAAGCUCGAGAAUUGUCUCGUAUGUCCUCCAAGCUUUAUCAAACCAUCAAACGCUACCAACCAAGCAUGAGAUGGGAGAGGCUUCCAUUUAAGAUAUGGAGAUGGCAAAACGUGAAUGAUAACAAAGGAGAGAAACUGCAAAGCAUGGAGAUCGCUCUGAGAGGAAUGGAAAUGGUAUUAGCAAGCAAAACUCCUAUACCUUCAAGUUUACUUGCGGGAGAAGUCAAAGAUGGUAUCAAGAACAUGCAAGAACGUGUGAUUCUCGCAAUCAAACGAGUAAACAACAUCCCCCAACCGUCAGUAACUCCAGAAACGGAUCUAGAGAAACCAAACGAGUGCCUCCAAAAACUUCAAGAAAUCCCGGAAACAUCUCAAGAUUUGCCCUUUUACUUCUUCUUGUUCUGCCUUAGGCUCCUCGAAACCAUCUCAACGGCUAAACCGGAGGAGAACAAAGCAAAACCGGAGGAGAAGAACAAGGGCUCAGUCAAAUCCAAGAGUAGGUCUUGGAUUAGUGACUGGGACAGCAAGAAGGUUAUGCCGGCGAUAAAGUUAUCGCUUUCGUUAGGUUUAGCGAUUUUUCUAGGGUCGUUAUAUAGUAAGCCAAACGGGUAUUGGGCUGGUUUACCAGUAGCGAUCAGCUUCGCGGCAGCAAGAGAGGCGACGUUUAAAGUGGCGAACGUGAAGGCACAAGGGACAGUGAUAGGGACCGUGUACGGAGUGAUGGGUUGUUUUGUGUUUCAGAGGUUUUUGACGGUUAGGUUUCUUUCUUUGCUUCCGUGGUUUAUCUUCUCCGCCUUCUUGAGCAAGAGCCGUAUGUACGGACAAGCCGGAGGAAUCUCUGCGGCGAUAGGAGCCGUUUUGAUUCUUGGGAGGAAAAAUUUUGGAGAGCCAAGCGACUUUGCGAUCGACAGAAUCAUCGAGACUUUUAUCGGGUUGUCUUGUUCGAUCAUGGUGGAGCUUGUCUUGCAGCCCACGCGAGCCGCUAAUGUGGCGAAACUCGAGCUCUCUAGAAGCUUUCAUGCUUUGUACGAGUGUGCGAGCUUGUUUGGAGCUAAACCGAGUAAAGCGGAGAUCGUGGAGAGUCAAAAGAAGCUGAGAAGUCAUCUGAAUUCGCUCAAGAAGUCUACGGAAGAAGCACAAGCUGAGCCGAGUUUCUGGUUUUCGCCUUUUAACGCUUCUCAAUACGAAAAGCUGUUCAAAUCAUUGUGUAGAAUGGCUGAUCUAUUGCAGUUCAGCAGUCACGCGAUAGGGUUUCUUGGAGAACAAGGAAAAGGAAAAUCACCACAGUGCAAGGAGAUUCUUAUAAGAGACGUAGACAAAGAUCUCAAGAGUCUAACUCAAAGCAUAGGUCUUUUGGCCAAAUCUUUUGAGGAAAUUACUCUUCUCAAAUCACUGGACGCCCUCGAAAAGGCGCUUGUAAAGAACGACAAUAGCUCAUGGGACAUUGAGUUGGGGAAGACACCAAACCCUAGUUUCUCAAGCCCCGAGAGCGAGCCAGAAAAGAUUCUAAAUACGUAUCUCCAGCAUUGCAGAGGAGUUGCGGAUGGUAUGUUCCGUGCGGAAGAAGAAAGAGAAGAGGUUGAAGUGGACAAGAGUGAGGUUGUGUUGAGUUUGAGUGCAUUAGGGUUUUGUGUGGAGAAAAUGGGGCAAGAGGCAAUAGAAAUUGAGGAGAUGGUUAAAGAGGUUGUGCAGUCGGAGAAUCCUUCGAGCCACGUUAACUUGCAUGAGAUCUCUUGCAAAAUACGUUCUUUGUACAAAUAAACGUAAUUCCCAUUGAUAUCACAAAUGGAGUCUGCAAGAAGAAAACCUUCCAAAUUUAAUUUAAAAAAAAAAAAAAAAAACGUUGCCUUUUUUUUUCCUCUUCUUGUUAAGGUUGUGUGGUUAUAUACCAAUAAGACCAUCUCCAAUGUAUUUUGCUAUUUUCACCUCUAAAAUAGGGAACUCUAUAAUAGAGGUGAGAUAUGCUCCAAUGUAUUCCCCUAAAAUAGCAAUCUCUAAAAUAUAGAGUAAAAAAUAGAGGAAUGCUAUUUCUUCCUCUAUAAAUAGAGGAAAAAAUAGAGAUCUCUAUUAUAGAGGAAGAAAUAGAGGUGGGUUGGAGCAAUUUCACCUCUAAAUGCUAUUAUAGAGGUGAAAAUAGCAAUGGGUUGGAGAUGCUCUAACAAUGCCAAUUAUGCGAAGGCUAAACAAACAAAAAGUUUAUUUUUCUAUUUUAUAUGUUGGGCCAAUUUCAAUAUUCGUGGGCAUGUAAAGCCUUUCUCUUCUUAUAUAAAAAAAUUUCAAAGUGACUAAGCAUAGCAUUUUACCCGCACCGAAACAAAACCAAAAUGUAAAAAACUUGAACUACUUUUGUUAUGAGCAUUCUAACUAAUCCCGAUCAGUUAUACCUGAUAUCCGAAACAUAACCCAAAUUAAGAUACCCGAUAUGUGUGGAAAUCUUGUUGGUAUGUUCCUUUUUCUUUCUACAGGAGCACUUACCCUUCUCAUUCUUUUUCCUUCAAGAUUUAGUAAUACUUAAACCUGAUAUUUGUUUUUUUUAAUUAACAACAGUGUCAAGUCAACCACCGAUUAAUCUGUGGACUCCAAUGAUGCCAACAUUUGUAAAUAUCCUAGUGGGUCCACCAUAUUUGUUAAAACUAAACUAGAUUAAAGUAGGGUUGGGCAAAUAAACCGAACCCGAUAACCCGAACCGAAUCCGAUCCGAUAAAAAUGAAUCCGAACCGAUCCGAACCCGACGUAAAUAUCGAAUGGAUCUUGUUUUGUGGUAUUUCGGGUUAUGGAUAUUAUCCGAACCGAACCCGAAUCUAAAUGGAUAUCCGAUAGAACCCGAAACAUUCAAAACCUCGAAAAGAUCUUGUACCAAACAUGAUCUCAAUUCCUAAUAUGUAUCCAAAAUACACUAAGAAAUAUUGGACAUCUAAAAUACUUAUCUAUUACAUGAAGGUUGGUGGUUCUAUUACAUAAAUGUUGGUGGUUUUGUUACAUUAAGGUUGAUGGUUGAAGAUGGCCGUUAAAUUUUAAAGUAUUUAGAUUUAGAUUUUGUUUUCGUUAAACAAUGUUUCUCAUUUCAUGAGAACUUGGUUUUCAUUUUAUGCUUUUAUUUAUUUGGUUUUCUUUUUAUCAGUAAAUAUUUUUACUUUUCGUUUGAUUUUGAAUGAUCAUCGUUGAUGUUUCUUAUUUUUGAAUCGAUUUUACUUAAGUUUUCGUUA